AUUUAAAAUAUCAAAUGAAAUGUGUAAAAACUAAAUAGAAGCCUUUUUUGGGGGGUAAAAUGAAGGUGAAAAAUGAUCAACUUCCACAUGAGGCCCGCAUGAAAGUGACACUAAACAAAAGCGUCCAAUCACCAUUGACAUCAGCCCAGCGUGGAUUCCUGUUGCUAGGCAACCGCCGGUGCAACCUGAUCAGCGACAGCGGCAGCCAAUAGAAAAAGACGUGUUGAAUAUUUCAUCCAAAUCCGACAAAAGUACCUUGAAGGCGAGCAGGAAGUGACGCCGAAGACGACCACAAGCGGCGGGCAACCAAGACGCUGCCGUGGCAUAAAGAAGCGCAAAGUCCAAAACAGACAGGAUGUGACAUCAUCAGAUGAAAAUGUCCCAUGAAGCGGAAGCCUCGAUGGCGGCGGCAUCCCUGCGUUGCAUCGUGUGCUUCGGCCGCUACGAUCUGGCAGCGCGGUUGCCGCGGCAACUUCACUGCGGCCACACCUUCUGCCAGGCGUGCAUCAAGCGACUGGACAUCGUCAUCAACGAGCAGGUGUGGAUCCCGUGUCCUCAAUGCCGCCAGAACACGCCUCGUCCCCGCGGGGGCGCUGCCGCGCUAGACCUCAACUUGACCUGCUUCUUGGCACUCAAGACGCACGCUGGCUCCGCCCCCUGCAUUGCUGAGGCGGGGUCAAACGGCGAGGGGGCAGUGGCCGGGAACGGGAAGAAGACCACAUGGGCGACCAAGGACGUGGCCUGUGAGGAAGCGUGGUCGCACGGGGGGCUCGCAGAACCUCGCUUUCAUCGCCACGCCAACUGCUGUAAGCCGCUCUCCUAUUGGUUGUGUUGCUGCUGUUGCUGCCCGGGGCGGGGAUAAAAUAAGGGGCGGUGUCUAAUCACUAUUGAAGCAUCAAAUAGUUUAAAUGGACCUGAUAUUUUCCCAUGGUGCCUUGACCUGAAAUCCCGAGUAACCAACUUUCCUCAUUGGCACAGAGAAGUCGGGUUUCCAUGGAGCCAUGUUUAAAAUAAAAUCCUGCAAUAAAAAUGUCAAAACAAUCGCAACUAGUGCACAAUAGAUGACUGAGGUCCAUCUUUAGAAAUCGUGUGACGUUUAAAUUAGAUCAGAAUGGGUCACGACCAAAGAUGUCAAGAUGUCUCUGCUUAAAGCCAGCUUGUGAAAUUCAGUUACAGUGGAGCCCCGCUCUUCGCAGAGGAUAAGGACCCGG
Hippocampus zosterae (dwarf seahorse) is the source of this 1211-nucleotide messenger RNA. It is a transcript of the gene rnf224, whose product is annotated as ring finger protein 224. The record is from RefSeq and is a predicted model, not a curated record. NCBI's taxonomy places the organism in Eukaryota, Metazoa, Chordata, Actinopteri, Syngnathiformes, Syngnathidae. The transcript has 3 exons. The coding region runs from base 371 to 862 and encodes 163 amino acids.